Clupea harengus (Atlantic herring) is the source of this 4223-nucleotide messenger RNA. It is a transcript of the gene tbc1d1, whose product is annotated as TBC1 (tre-2/USP6, BUB2, cdc16) domain family, member 1. Lineage: Eukaryota; Metazoa; Chordata; Actinopteri; Clupeiformes; Clupeidae. The record is from RefSeq and is a predicted model, not a curated record.
AUCAAUAAUGUCUGUUACUAUUUAAAGGUUUAUUAUUUCCUAUUGGUCUGGAUCUAGCUUUAGGGUUUUCUUUGAGGGAAUUAUGUUUACCAUGGGGGGUAGAGGGGUAUCGAAAAGUUUAAUUCACCUAGGCCUACUUCAACCAACAUUUCCACCACUCCCGACUUCCCUCUUCUGAUCCCUCUCAUGCACAGUUUGGCUGCGUCUCACAUGCUAUUGGAUGAGGAACAGCGGGUCACUGAAACUUAGUGCUCGAGGAUCUGAAUGGCAUGGGAGGAGACAGAAAAGUGUUUGAAUUUACAAUUGAAUGCAAACUAAACGGUGGACAUCGCUCUUGAGGAAAUGUCCCUAACAGAAGGGAUGAAAGCUCGGCUCCUAAGGUUUAAUUUACGGCGCAAAGAUGUCAAAAUAGAGCAACAAGCCGUUCCUGAGAUCAUCAGUACUUUACGUCAGGCCAGUAAGAGCUCUGCACGUCAAGAGGAGUCCGCUGCUGCUGCAAGCGCCCAUUGCUCCAGUUGUCAUGACGACAAGCAUCAUUAUGACAUGGGCUCCCCUAGUGCAGUCACGUUCGCCAAGAAGUUUGAGGUGCUGUUCUGUGGGCGAGUUGUUGUCGCUGACCGCAAAGCUCCACCUGCUCUAAUCGACGAGUGUAUUGAGAAGUUCAGCCGAGCCAGUGGAGGUAUCGGGGGGCUGGCUGCGGGCAUCAGACGGGUGCUGUCCCUCCAGCCGACUGCUAACGGAGUCCAGGUGGGAGAAGGCAGGAAGAUUGCGUUCUUCCAACGGGACCCCAGCUUCCCCUCCCUGCAGGCUCUGGAUGAGAAUGGCCUUUCGCCAGAGCUACGCAAGAGAAAUGCCAAUGGGGCGUGUGGAGUCCAGCCCACCAGCAUUCAGGAGAAUCGCACCAUGCUAUUCACGGUUGGGAGGUCACAGAUCUUCCUGGUGAGUCCUGACAGUAAGAAAGUGGCCAUAGAGAAAAGCUUCAGAGAGAUCUCCUUCUGCUCCCAGGGCAUCAGACAUGUGGAUCACUUUGGCUUCAUCUGCAGAGAGUCUUCAGAGAGCGGGACGUGCCAGUUUGUGUGCUAUGUGUUCCAGUGUACAGACGAGGCUCUGGUGGAUGAGAUCAUGUUGACUUUAAAGCAGGCGUUCUCCGUGGCCGCCCAGCAGCAGAUCUCUCAGACUCACGGCCAGCAGUGUGAAAGCUGCCCGCUGCUCACACUGCACAGAGUGUGUGAAAGGAUAGAAGGUGUCCACCCAUCCAAAGCCAAGCUUGAACUCCAAAAGCAUUUGGCCACACUGGGCAGCCUGCAGCAAACAGCGGUGUUUGGAAUCACCAUGAAAGCGGGACCUAAGUCAGACCGGGAGGAGAAUGAGUUGCUGGUGUCAUGGCUGAGGAGAUGGUAUGAGGAGAAACAGAGGAGUCACACACACACGUAUAACAAACAGAGUGCAGUGGGAGAGGAGAGAGGAGACGCCGGGUUGAGUGGCAGCAGGGUGCGUUUGGAACAGCUGACGAGUCGUGCUAAGAGGUCUUUAACAGAGUCACUGGAGGGCAUUUGGAAGGGCAAGUCUAAAGGUCAAAGUGAAGGAGAUUCCAGCUCCUCUGAUUCUACGCUCAAUAGUAGCAUCAAGGAUCCGUCACUGGACGACCCCUUGUGCUCCCCUCUCCCACUGUCCAGCCCGCUGCGCUCCCAUAACUCCACAGGAGACCUGAAGCUGGAGGCCUGCUCUCCCCUGCAGGAGACGCAGCCGCCAGCGUUCCGCCGAAGGGCCAGCACCAUCAGCCACUCCCCCACACAGUCCUCCCCCUCGGGGCUCAUGGGACCCCCACAGCAGCCUUCAGCCGCCACCAAACCCAAACUGGUCCGACACUACUCCGUCAGCACCGACAGCCCACACCAGAGCAAGUCGUUGUCGCAUGUUGAUGUCACAAGCACUUCCUCUUCCUCUCCUUCCUCCUGUUCCUCAUUUCAUUUUGCAAAGUCAGUCAAGCUGGCAGUUCCCGCGGGUGACACACUUGUACCCCGCACACCCAAACGCAGUCUGAGUGGCUUUAGAGUGAGGCUCCGCUCCUCCUCCUCCGUGCCAAACUUCCUGAAGUUGUUGGCUCCUGUAGAGGAGAAUGAAGAUGACCUCCAGAAACUGAGUGAUGUGGCUGCUCUCUCCAGUCCUGGGGCAGUGUGUGUGGUUGGCGAGGACAGUCCAGUGCGAUCCCACAGGUACUCUUGGAGGCAGCAGAUCUUCCUGAGAGUGGCCACUCCACAGAAGACCACAGACCCUGCAGACAGAGUAGACUGUGCUCUGGAUGUGGGCGGUGCCAUGGCCUUGGGAGGCGUGUCUGGGAGUGGGCUCAGUGUUGACGGACAGCUGGGGUCCGUGCCGGAGGAAAGAAGGCGGCGGAGUGGGGCAGAGAUAAGAGAGCUGUGGAGGAAGGCCAUUCUGCAGCAAAUCUUACUGCUGAGAAUGGAGAAGGAGAACCAGAAACUACAAGCCUCUGAGAGUGAUCUUCAGAGUCGACGGCUGAAGUUGGAUUAUGAGGAGAUCACACCCUGCCUGAAGGAUGUUACACUCGUGUGGGAGAGGAUGCUGGGCACACCUGGGAGGGCAAAGGUCAAGUUUGACACAGAGAGCAUCCACAUGGCUGUUGGCCAGGGAGUUCCACGGCAGCAUCGUGGUGAGAUCUGGAAGUUACUAUCAGAGCAGUACCACCUGAGACAGCAGGUGCCCAGCAAGAGUCCCACCACUGACACCCCUUACAAAGAGCUACUCAAACAACUCACCUCACAACAACACGCCAUUCUUAUAGACCUAGGCCGCACCUUCCCCACACACCCAUAUUUCUCCACACAGCUGGGCGCAGGGCAGCUGUCCCUGUACAACCUGCUGAAGGCCUACUCACUGCUGGACCCUGAGGUGGGCUACUGCCAGGGCCUCAGCUUUGUAGCGGGGGUGCUGCUGUUGCACAUGGGCGAGGAGGAGGCCUUCAACAUGCUCAAGUUUCUCAUGUACGACAUGGGGCUUCGCAAGCAGUACCGUCCUGACAUGAUCAUACUACAGAUUCAGAUGUAUCAGUUAUCUCGGCUGCUCCAUGAUUACCACAGAGAGCUGUAUAACCACCUGGAGAACUAUGAGAUUGGACCCAGUCUUUACGCAGCCCCCUGGUUCCUCACGGCUUUUGCAUCACACUUCCCUCUGGGCUUUGUAGCCAGGGUCUUUGACAUGCUCUUUCUCCACGGGUCAGAGGUCAUAUUCAAGGUUGCUCUAAGCCUUCUGGGAAGUCAUAAACCAUUGAUCCUGCAGCAUGACAGUCUUGAGUCAAUUGUGGAUUUCAUCAAGACAACGCUCCCCAAUCUUGGCCUGGUGCAGAUGGAAAAGACCAUUAAUCAGGUUUUUGAGAUGGAUAUCAGUAAACAGUUGCAGGCCUAUGAGGUUGAGUACCACGUCCUCCAGGAUGAGUUGCUUGACAACCCGUCUACCCUCAGUCAAUCACAGCGAGCCGCCCAGCUGGAGAAGACCAAUGGCAGCCUCCGACAGCAAAAUAUAGACCUAUUAGAAGAGCUUCAGGUGGCACAUGCCAAAAUCCGUUGGCUGGAGGCUCAUGUUGAGGGUUUGGUGACCAGUGAAGAUUCUCUUCAGAAGGAGGUUUGCUGUCUCCAGCAGGACAAAGCCUCCCUGCAGGCCACCAUAACCCAUCUUCAAACUCAACUGCUAACCCUCGGCCUCCCCCUGGAUCUAGCACCUGAACACUACCACCCGGACUCUGAUCCAAACCAGUUACACAAGCAAAGUCAGCCUCCGAGGGCGAGUCCUAAGAUAGGUCAGACUAGAACACCACUCCGUUCAUAAACCCUCAACCCUCACUCCCCAACAUCCCCCCCCCUCAGAGGCACACUAUAUGAUUUAGAGUGAAAGACGGUGAUCCUGCUGUUCUAUUCUCAUCUUUGUUGUCACAGUGACUCUGUGGCACCAGAUAACCUUAACUUCUAUGCACUCCAAAGAUGUAGAGGAAAAAAGCGUCACUAAAUGGCUGUUCCCAGAUGUCUGUGAUGGCACUUGUUGUCAUGGAGAUGAGAUGCCCUCCUACUGCGAGAAGAAAAACUACAUCGGAGGACCUGACAUGGCCCUGCUUUGCACAAGUUCUGUUUUUAAAUUAAAUUUAUUUGUAUUCCUCUUUUCAUAUUCUCUAUGUGCAUUAUAUAAAUACAUUUCAUAUGCUUUGACUAAAA